Molecule: messenger RNA, 840 nt
Organism: Penicillium waksmanii
Lineage: Eukaryota; Fungi; Ascomycota; Eurotiomycetes; Eurotiales; Aspergillaceae
Product: SDR family NAD(P)-dependent oxidoreductase
Exons: 6
Coding region: 1-840 (279 amino acids)
Molecular function (GO): oxidoreductase activity
Source: RefSeq, a predicted model, not a curated record
AUGUCUCUGAGUGCUUUGGAUUUGUUCAAUGUUAAGGGCCGGGUUGGGAUGGUUACGGGUGGAAGUAGUGGCAUUGGGCUUAUGAUUUCCAGGGGGCUAGUAUCAAAUGGAGCCAAGGUCUAUCUCGUCGCACUCCCGAGAGAUCCCAUAACCGAGGUUGUCAAUGAGUUGAAUGAGUUGGGCCGGGAAUCCGGUGGAAGCGCAGAAGGUUAUGCGUGUGAUGUAUCAUCAAAAGAUGCGAUAUCACAGCUUGCUGAAAAGAUAUCUGAAAAGGAAACGGCCUUGGACAUGCUCAUCUCGAAUGCCGAACUUCAACACUCAAUGUGGUCAGUUCAAAGCAAGGACUGGGAAGAUACAUUCCGAGUAAAUACUGCAGCCCAUUAUUUUCUCAGUGUAGCCUUUCUUCCUCUCCUCGCGGCUGCGGCGAACCAAUUGACCAGCACUGGAACAACGGGGCGAGAUGAGGGGCGAGGAGUCAUUGUGGUGACCAGCUCAUGUGCAAGCAUGCACAAUUCCACUAAUGUGGAUCUUACAAGCUAUGCAACAAGCAAGGCUGCUACUGAUCAUCUUGUCAAGUUGCUGGCGGCAAAAUACAAUCGAUUCUAUGUGCGCGUGGUUGGAAUUAAUCCCGGUUUCGUCCCCAGCAAUAUGAAUCCCGUCGGCGCCGAAGGAAAUAUUUUCAGCUCCUUGUUUGAGAAGGUCCCGGCAAAACGGGCGGGAAAUUCCGAUGAUAUAGCUGGCACCGUUCUGUAUUUGGUUAGCAAAUCAGGGGCAUACGUUGAUGGAACCUCUCUUUGUGUUGAUGGCGGCCGCAUCCUGCUGGCGAAUGGACAGGAAUGA